This is a messenger RNA of Exophiala spinifera, 537 nucleotides long. RefSeq lists its product as uncharacterized. The transcript has 3 exons. The coding region runs from base 1 to 537 and encodes 178 amino acids. The record is from RefSeq and is a predicted model, not a curated record. NCBI's taxonomy places the organism in Eukaryota, Fungi, Ascomycota, Eurotiomycetes, Chaetothyriales, Herpotrichiellaceae.
AUGCGGAUUCUCGAAGUGAUGAAUGAUUUCCGGACACUGCAGAUUCACAUCUCAUCACUCAUCACACGCAGCGAGGCAAACCCUCCAGACCAGCAAUCAUACUAUCUCGACGGUUAUGUGGUGCUCAGACAGUGUGCGGCCGAGUCACAGGCCAUCCUGGCCACGCAUUUCAACCCGGGAAACAUCGGUCUGCAAGCUGGACAGGUGGACACGUCCGAAGUGACAAAGGCAGCCAUGCAAAGAAUCAUUCUAGACGCCUGCACCAGAAGGCUUCAGGCGCACAAGAUCUAUCUCCGUGCAUCCGCUGCAAUGAGAUGGGUUCAAAUGCGUAUUCAACUGUUGACGGGCGAAAAGCCCGGUCCACGGCAUAUGACCAGUCUACAAGCGAUUGAUCAAAGACUACGGCAGGAACUCAACGACAUCACCGACGAGCACGUUGUCAGCGAUUUGCGCCGAGCUGAUCGUCGGAAGGGGUAUUGGAUUGACGAGGAUCCUUCCUUGGAACGCAUGCUGGCAUGGAUUCGACUGCAGCGGUGA